AUGCCCUGUCCCAGACCCAACAGGAGCCUACCGCAGCAGUGGACCCAGUAUGCCCUGUCCCAGACCCAACAGGAGCCUACCGCAGCAGUGGACCCAGUAUGCCCUGUCCCAGACCCAGCAGGAGCCUACCGCAGCAGUGGACCCACCAUGCCCUGUCCCAGACCCAACAGGAGCCUACCGCAGCAGUGGACCCACCAUGCCCUGUCCCAGGCCCAACAGGAGCCUACCGCAGCAGUGGACCCACCAUGCCCUGUCCCAGGCCCAACAGGAGCCAACCACAGCAGUGGACCCACCAUGCCCUGUCCCAGACCCAGCAGGAGCCUACCGCAGCAGUGGACCCAGUAUGCCCUGUCCCAGACCCAGCAGGAGCCUACCGCAGCAGUGGACCCACCAUGCCCUGUCCCAGACCCAACAGGAGCCUACCGCAGCAGUGGACCCACCAUGCCCUGUCCCAGGCCCAACAGGAGCCUACCGCAGCAGUGGACCCACCAUGCCCUGUCCCAGACCCAACAGGAGCCUACCGCAGCAGUGGACCCACCAUGCCCUGUCCCAGGCCCAACAGGAGCCUACCGCAGCAGUGGACCCACCAUGCCCUGUCCCAGGCCCAACAGGAGCCAACCACAGCAGUGGACCCACCAUGCCCUGUCCCAGACCCAGCAGGAGCCUACCGCAGCAGUGGACCCACCAUGCCCUGUCCCAGACCCAGCAGGAGCCUACCGCAGCAGUGGACCCACCAUGCCCUGUCCCAGACCCAACAGGAGCCUACCGCAGCAGUGGACCCAGUAUGCCCUGUCCCAGACCCAACAGGAGCCUACCGCAGCAGUGGACCCAGUAUGCCCUGUCCCAGACCCAACAGGAGCCUACCGCAGCAGUGGACCCACCAUGCCCUGUCCCAGACCCAACAGGAGCCUACCGCAGCAGUGGACCCACCAUGCCCUGUCCCAGGCCCAACAGGAGCCUACCGCAGCAGUGGACCCAGUAUGCCCUGUCCCAGACCCAACAGGAGCCUACCGCAGCAGUGGACCCAGUAUGCCCUGUCCCAGACCCAACAGGAGCCUACCGCAGCAGUGGACCCACCAUGCCCUGUCCCAGACCCAACAGGAGCCUACCGCAGCAGUGGACCCAGUAUGCCCUGUCCCAGACCCAACAGGAGCCUACCGCAGCAGUGGACCCACCAUGCCCUGCCCCAGACCCAACAGGAGCCUACCGCAGCAGUGGACCCACCAUGCCCUGUCCCAGACCCAACAGGAGCCUACCGCAGCAGUGGACCCACCAUGCCCUGUCCCAGGCCCAACAGGAGCCUACCGCAGCAGUGGACCCACCAUGCCCUGUCCCAGACCCAGCAGGAGCCUACCGCAGCAGUGGACCCACCAUGCCCUGUCCCAGACCCAGCAGGAGCCUACCGCAGCAGUGGACCCAGUAUGCCCUGCCCCAGACCCAACAGGAGCCUACCGCAGCAGUGGACCCAGUAUGCCCUGUCCCAGACCCAACAGGAGCCUACCGCAGCAGUGGACCCACCAUGCCCUGUCCCAGACCCAGCAGGAGCCUACCGCAGCAGUGGACCCACCAUGCCCUGCCCCAGACCCAACAGGAGCCUACCGCAGCAGUGGACCCACCAUGCCCUGCCCCAGACCCAACAGGAGCCUACCGCAGCAGUGGACCCACCAUGCCCUGUCCCAGACCCAACAGGAGCCUACCGCAGCAGUGGACCCACCAUGCCCUGUCCCAGACCCAACAGGAGCCUACCGCAGCAGUGGACCCAGUAUGCCCUGUCCCAGACCCAACAGGAGCCUACCGCAGCAGUGGACCCACCAUGCCCUGUCCCAGACCCAGCAGGAGCCUACCGCAGCAGUGGACCCAGUAUGCCCUGUCCCAGACCCAACAGGAGCCUACCGCAGCAGUGGACCCACCAUGCCCUGCCCCAGACCCAACAGGAGCCUACCGCAGCAGUGGACCCAGUAUGCCCUGUCCCAGACCCAGCAGGAGCCUACCGCAGCAGUGGACCCACCAUGCCCUGUCCCAGACCCAACAGGAGCCUACCGCAGCAGUGGACCCACCAUGCCCUGUCCCAGACCCAGCAGGAGCCUACCGCAGCAGUGGACCCAGCAUGCCCUGUCCCAGACCCAGCAGGAGCCUACCGCAGCAGUGGACCCACCAUGCCCUGUCCCAGACCCAGCAGGAGCCUACCGCAGCAGUGGACCCACCAUGCCCUGUCCCAGACCCAACAGGAGCCUACCGCAGCAGUGGACCCACCAUGCCCUGUCCCAGACCCAGCAGGAGCCUACCGCAGCAGUGGACCCACCAUGCCCUGUCCCAGACCCAACAGGAGCCUACCGCAGCAGUGGACCCAGUAUGCCCUGUCCCAGACCCAACAGGAGCCUACCGCAGCAGUGGACCCAGUAUGCCCUGUCCCAGACCCAACAGGAGCCUACCGCAGCAGUGGACCCACCAUGCCCUGUCCCAGACCCAACAGGAGCCUACCGCAGCAGUGGACCCACCAUGCCCUGUCCCAGACCCAGCAGGAGCCUACCGCAGCAGUGGACCCACCAUGCCCUGUCCCAGACCCAGCAGGAGCCUACCGCAGCAGUGGACCCACCAUGCCCUGUCCCAGACCCAGCAGGAGCCUACCGCAGCAGUGGACCCACCAUGCCCUGUCCCAGACCCAGCAGGAGCCUACCGCAGCAGUGGACCCACCAUGCCCUGUCCCAGACCCAACAGGAGCCUACCGCAGCAGUGGACCCACCAUGCCCUGUCCCAGGCCCAACAGGAGCCUACCGCAGCAGUGGACCCAGUAUGCCCUGCCCCAGACCCAACAGGAGCCUACCGCAGCAGUGGACCCACCAUGCCCUGUCCCAGACCCAGCAGGAGCCUACCGCAGCAGUGGACCCACCAUGCCCUGUCCCAGACCCAACAGGAGCCUACCGCAGCAGUGGACCCACCAUGCCCUGUCCCAGACCCAACAGGAGCCUACCGCAGCAGUGGACCCACCAUGCCCUGUCCCAGGCCCAACAGGAGCCUACCGCAGCAGUGGACCCACCAUGCCCUGCCCCAGACCCAACAGGAGCCUACCGCAGCAGUGGACCCAGUAUGCCCUGUCCCAGACCCAGCAGGAGCCUACCGCAGCAGUGGACCCACCAUGCCCUGUCCCAGACCCAGCAGGAGCCUACCGCAGCAGUGGACCCACCAUGCCCUGUCCCAGACCCAACAGGAGCCUACCGCAGCAGUGGACCCACCAUGCCCUGUCCCAGGCCCAACGGGAGCCUACCGCAGCAGUGGACCCACCAUGCCCUGUCCCAGACCCAACAGGAGCCUACCGCAGCAGUGGACCCAGUAUGCCCUGCCCCAGACCCAACAGGAGCCUACCGCAGCAGUGGACCCACCAUGCCCUGUCCCAGACCCAGCAGGAGCCUACCGCAGCAGUGGACCCACCAUGCCCUGUCCCAGACCCAACAGGAGCCUACCGCAGCAGUGGACACACCAUGCCCUGUCCCAGACCCAGCAGGAGCCUACCGCAGCAGUGGACCCACCAUGCCCUGUCCCAGGCCCAACAGGAGCCUACCGCAGCAGUGGACCCACCAUGCCCUGUCCCAGACCCAGCAGGAGCCUACCGCAGCAGUGGACCCACCAUGCCCUGUCCCAGACCCAACAGGAGCCUACCGCAGCAGUGGACCCACCAUGCCCUGUCCCAGACCCAGCAGGAGCCUACCGCAGCAGUGGACCCACCAUGCCCUGCCCCAGACCCAGCAGGAGCCUACCGCAGCAGUGGACCCACCAUGCCCUGUCCCAGACCCAGCAGGAGCCUACCGCAGCAGUGGACCCACCAUGCCCUGUCCCAGACCCAACAGGAGCCUACCGCAGCAGUGGACCCAGUAUGCCCUGUCCCAGACCCAACAGGAGCCUACCGCAGCAGUGGACCCACCAUGCCCUGUCCCAGACCCAACAGGAGCCUACCGCAGCAGUGGACCCACCAUGCCCUGUCCCAGACCCAGCAGGAGCCUACCGCAGCAGUGGACCCACCAUGCCCUGUCCCAGACCCAGCAGGAGCCUACCGCAGCAGUGGACCCACCAUGCCCUGUCCCAGACCCAACAGGAGCCUACCGCAGCAGUGGACCCACCAUGCCCUGUCCCAGGCCCAACAGGAGCCUACCGCAGCAGUGGACCCACCAUGCCCUGUCCCAGGCCCAACAGGAGCCUACCGCAGCAGUGGACCCACCAUGCCCUGUCCCAGGCCCAACAGGAGCCUACCGCAGCAGUGGACCCACCAUGCCCUGUCCCAGGCCCAACAGGAGCCUACCGCAGCAGUGGACCCACCAUGCCCUGUCCCAGGCCCAACAGGAGCCUACCGCAGCAGUGGACCCACCAUGCCCUGUCCCAGGCCCAACAGGAGCCUACCGCAGCAGUGGACCCAGUAUGCCCUGCCCCAGACCCAGCAGGAGCCUACCGCAGCAGUGGACCCACCAUGCCCUGUCCCAGGCCCAACAGGAGCCUACCGCAGCAGUGGACCCACCAUGCCCUGUCCCAGACCCAACAGGAGCCUACCGCAGCAGUGGACCCACCAUGCCCUGUCCCAGGCCCAACAGGAGCCUACCGCAGCAGUGGACCCACCAUGCCCUGUCCCAGACCCAACAGGAGCCUACCGCAGCAGUGGACCCACCAUGCCCUGUCCCAGACCCAACAGGAGCCUACCGCAGCAGUGGACCCACCAUGCCCUGUCCCAGACCCAACAGGAGUCUACCGCAGCAGUGGACCCACCAUGCCCUGUCCCAGACCCAGCAGGAGCCUACCGCAGCAGUGGACCCAGUAUGCCCUGUCCCAGACCCAGCAGGAGCCUACCGCAGCAGUGGACCCACCAUGCCCUGUCCCAGACCCAGCAGGAGCCUACCGCAGCAGUGGACCCACCAUGCCCUGUCCCAGACCCAGCAGGAGCCUACCGCAGCAGUGGACCCACCAUGCCCUGUCCCAGACCCAACAGGAGCCUACCGCAGCAGUGGACCCACCAUGCCCUGUCCCAGGCCCAACAGGAGCCUACCGCAGCAGUGGACCCACCAUGCCCUGUCCCAGGCCCAACAGGAGCCUACCGCAGCAGUGGACCCACCAUGCCCUGUCCCAGGCCCAACAGGAGCCUACCGCAGCAGUGGACCCACCAUGCCCUGUCCCAGGCCCAACAGGAGCCUACCGCAGCAGUGGACCCACCAUGCCCUGUCCCAGGCCCAACAGGAGCCUACCGCAGCAGUGGACCCACCAUGCCCUGUCCCAGGCCCAACAGGAGCCUACCGCAGCAGUGGACCCAGUAUGCCCUGCCCCAGACCCAGCAGGAGCCUACCGCAGCAGUGGACCCACCAUGCCCUGUCCCAGGCCCAACAGGAGCCUACCGCAGCAGUGGACCCACCAUGCCCUGUCCCAGGCCCAACAGGAGCCUACCGCAGCAGUGGACCCACCAUGCAGAGGACAGUCAGACCAGAACAGCACCAUGUGCAACCGCCUCAUUAA
Messenger RNA from Knipowitschia caucasica, 5490 nucleotides. The record is from the annotation of a GenBank genome assembly. NCBI's taxonomy places the organism in Eukaryota, Metazoa, Chordata, Actinopteri, Gobiiformes, Gobiidae.